This is a messenger RNA of Metarhizium acridum CQMa 102, 984 nucleotides long. NCBI's taxonomy places the organism in Eukaryota, Fungi, Ascomycota, Sordariomycetes, Hypocreales, Clavicipitaceae. The record is from RefSeq and is a predicted model, not a curated record.
AUGUCUCUUCCACUGCGAACCCUCGGCCGAAACGGCCCGCCCGUGUCCCCGGUCGGCCUCGGAUUCGGGAGCCUCGGUGGAUUCUACGGACCACCCGGGACCCGGGACGAGAAGCUGGCUCUCCUGGACCACGCGUACGCCGUCGGUCUGCGCUUCUGGGACCUGUCGGAUGUCUACGGCGACUCCGAGGAGCUUGUCGGCGAGUGGCUGAAGCGAUCGGGCAGACGCGAGGACGUCUUUCUGUGCACCAAGUUUUCGCUCCAACGCCAGGCCGAUGGGAGACACACGUUCCGCUCCGACCCCCAGCACGUAAAGGAAUCGUGCGACAAGAGCCUUGCCGCCCUGGGUGUUGCCGCAAUCGACCUCUACUACUGCCAUGCCGUGGACGGCGUCACGCCCAUUGAGCGGACCAUCGAGGCCAUGGUUGAUCUAAAGAACCAAGGCAAGAUUCGACAUGUCGGGCUAUCGGGAGUCUCGGCCGCCACGCUGCGAAGGGCGCAUGCCGUCCACCCGGUUGCCGCCCUGCAGUGGGAAUACAGCCUGUUCACGCUGGACAUUGAAUCGCCAGCAAACGAUAUUUUGAAGACUUGUCGCGAGCUGGGCGUUGCCCUGGUGGCCUUUAGCCCCGUUGGGCGCGGCGUUCUCACGGGCCGGUUCCGGUCGCACCGGGACAUUCCCGAGGGUGACUUGCGCCGUUUCUAUCCAAAGUAUGCAGAGGGCAACUUUGCCGAGAUCCUGAAGCUGGUCGGGGGCAUAGAAGACGUAGCCAAGGACCGUGGGGGAAGCACGCCGGCACAGGUGGCUCUUGCGUGGCUGCUGGCCCAGGGGCCGGACAUCAUCGCCAUCCCGGGCACCAAGUUGGCCUCUAGGAUGGACGAGAACGCAGGUGCUGCGCUGCUUCGGCUGGGCGACGAGGAGGUGCAGAGGCUUCGGGACCUGGCGGAGCGAGCGGAUAUCAAGGGCACUCGGUACCCUGCUGCGUAA